Molecule: messenger RNA, 3043 nt
Organism: Podospora pseudopauciseta
Lineage: Eukaryota; Fungi; Ascomycota; Sordariomycetes; Sordariales; Podosporaceae
Exons: 2
Coding region: 439-2550 (703 amino acids)
Cellular component (GO): Ino80 complex
Source: RefSeq, a predicted model, not a curated record
CGACCUGGAAGCUUGGGGACGCGAUGCCUUCGGGGGUGCUGCGUGCUGUGGCAGGCCAAGCUGCGGCAGGCUUCUGCGCCUCUUGUCUCCUGCUCCAAAAUCCCAUCAUCACAAAAUUCCUCGUCUCCAAGGCUAAAUUGAUUUACUCCCCCGAGAAUUCGCGCCUAUCACCACUUGUUUUUCCCAUUUUCCUCACAUCCGAAGCAACUAUCGUCAUUUUGGCCUGCAGCCCCAGCCGAGCAUUUUGAUUGUCGUAUUGGUCGCGCAGCAAUUCCCACCCGCCCGGCGCUCGAGCCGUGACUUCAUCUUCGAGUCUCUCCCUUUCCCUUUCUUCACCUGCGCCCCCGUCGCACCCACAAACCCACCCGCGAAUCAUUUCUCAUCCCAACGCCCGCAGCCACAGUUGGUUGAUUCCGCCAAACCUUUGUCGUCGCAGCCAUGGCUGCGUCACCCAGCUCCGCCGUCGCCAUGUCUGAGGUCGAUGCCAGUUCACCACCACCCCAACACCACCAUCACAUCGAAAAGUCCUUCAUGACGGUGGUCACCGACGACGACGGCGACACCAAGAUGGCGACGGCUACCCCAGAACCAACCGAGACGCAGCCUCGGGGCAAGAAGCGCGCCCGUGAUGAUGGCCAGAAUGGCAACUCUAUCAUCGGCAAAGUCAGGCAUUUGAAGAAGAACGAUGGAGAGCCGCUCUGGCGCGAAGAUAUCCAAUACGACUUUCUCAAGGCCGUCUUCGACAACGAAGACAAGGUCUUCACCAACAGCUACGAACCACAACGUCUGGGCAAGCAAUGCUUUGCCGACCUCUACAUCGACACGAUGGCCAGGAGUAGCAAGACCAGCAAGGUCCUUCGAGACAAGCUGCUUAGUGAUCGCGCUGCCGCCAAGGGCAUGGCCAUGGUCUGCCUCCUGGUCAACAUUGGUCGUAUGAACACGACCCUUAAUUUUUUCCCCGAAAUGCGAGCCCAGCUCCGAACAUACCACGCCAUUCCGUCCCUCCAAGCACAAGCAGAUUCCAACGCAUACAAGCAGCUCCAGGAUGCGCCCAGGUUGAAGUCCAUUUUGAAGGGCGGUAUGGAGGACCGGACAGAGCCCAACUCUCUUGAUGCCGUCAAGGCCGUCAACGUGCCGAGAACCAACCCGGUCAACUUGCUGUUCCUGAUCUGCAGCAACGCUACUAAGGUUGCUGAGCUGCACUUCCCGCCCGGCGGCGAGUUCCACGAUCUCAUCAUGAAGAAGCAGUUCACCAGUGAGAGCCGCGCGAGGGCCUUUUUGUGGAUCAUUUGGUUCUACCUGGAGUCCGACUUCACCGAGGAAGGUUGCGAAGAGAACCCGUUCGGUGCCGGUGUGGACUACGGUGUUGAUGUCGCCAAUCAAGGAGUUCCACAGCUGGUGCUCAUGUCGGAAGAGGAAAUGGUACUCGAAAACGUCGAUACAGAAGAGGAGAAGAGGUUCGGCCGAGAGAAGCAGGAGAUGCGGCGGAAGAUCAUUGAGGCCGACCAACAGUUCAUGGCAGAAAGCCAGACCAAACGAGGAGGUCGAGCUCGCGCCCUGGCUGGAGAGGAAGUUGGUCCGAGCACCGGCAUCUUACCACGGAUUCGCCCUUCUAAGCACGAGAGCGACCAUGAUAGUGUCAGGUCGACUCCGCCGCGUGCUUUGCUCGGCAGGCCAUCUGUUGGUGCCAGCACUGGACGACGUGGUCCCCACUCACUGAAAUAUGUGGUCGAUGGCUCGUCGCCUGGGGGCCCUCAGCUGGAAGGAAUCGUUGCUCGGAAACCUCGACCACCGACUGCUCACCAGAUAGCUGUUGAGCGCAAUAGAAAUCAGCGUGUGGAGUACAUCUUGGAUCGUCGUCUCCGGAAAUCCUAUCACCAGGCACGAAAGAUUCGCCGUGUUGACGGGGCGAUUAUCCACGCUCUUCAGAGACUGGAGCAGCUGGACGAUGAAGACCCAUGGGAGGACAGCGAGGAUGAAGACACGGUCAAGAUCCACAAGGCGGCCAUUGAAAACGCCGGGGUCAAUGUUGAUACUCACCACUUCCGGGAGAGGGGUUACGGCGGGCUGUGUCAGCUCAAGAAUGAGACAGAUGACUUUGGCGAGCAGUUCCACGCGUACACUGCUACCCUUCGACGCGUCUCCCGACGGCUCACCCGCUGGGAGAACAGCGAUGAUCCAAACCUGGGGGUUAUCGCGCCGAUCAAGCGGCCAAAGGCGACGAAUGGAACAGUCAAUGGUGAUGGUUCCGAUGGGGAAGGUGACCAGUCACCUUCCAAGGAACCGAUCGACCCUGCCGAGACUGAGGACGAGGCGGAGAUGAUGUCGGGACGUCAGACCAAGACUGUGCGCCGUCCAAAGGCCAACGGGCUCAACAGGGGUGACACUAAUGGUGACACGCCCAUGGAGGAGGCCGACGACCUGGAUGAUGUGGAUAGGGGGUUGCUCGGUCUGGGUGAUGAGGAUGAGGGUGAUGGUCAGGGGGAUGAUGAUCUGGAUGAUGUUGAGAAGACGCUUCUUGGGUUGGAUGGGGAUUCGGACUCGGAGUAGAAAUCUGACUGUUUUUACCUUGGGCCGAAACCUGGGGUUUUUGUCGGUUUUUGCAAAAGUAAUCAAAGAGGAUAGACAGAGAAAAAUGGGUGGAUAAACAGACUACCACACACCCAAUGCCUCCUCCAUUUCUCAUGAACUGAGGAAAAGGGGGGUUGUGUAUUACAUUUCCUGGGGAGGGGAACUUUUCACUAGGCCUUGUUCGUCGGGAUCAAAAAAGAAUAAAACGGAGUUUUGGUAAGGGGAUUUGCAAGGCGUUUGGGAGGGGUGGGUAAAGGAGGGCAGUUGCCCCUCGAAGGCUGGGCUGGAGAGGGCGCGGAUGAGCCAUGUUGCCCAUCGACACCCCCCUGAAGGGCACUAGGAUGGGGGAAUCGGGUUCUUGCUUUCAGGUGUAUACCACCUUUCCUUCAUAUUCAGCUAGCCAGCGAGAAGAAGAAUUACUGUCGUGAUAGUUGAUUAGUGUGGCAGAAACAACGUGCAUUUUUGCUGUAAC